Molecule: messenger RNA, 1650 nt
Organism: Danio aesculapii
Lineage: Eukaryota; Metazoa; Chordata; Actinopteri; Cypriniformes; Danionidae
Product: potassium voltage-gated channel subfamily A member 1
Exons: 1
Coding region: 1-1650 (549 amino acids)
Biological process (GO): protein homooligomerization; potassium ion transmembrane transport
Cellular component (GO): membrane; voltage-gated potassium channel complex
Molecular function (GO): protein binding; delayed rectifier potassium channel activity
Source: RefSeq, a predicted model, not a curated record
AUGUUUAAUGGCUUGGAAAUGGAGAUAGCUUUGGUGAGUUUUGAAAAGCGCGGAGAUGGAGGCAGUGACGGGGAAAGCUACCAGAACCAAAACUCACUGGAUCAUCCGCGACUGGUCCACAACAAAGAAGUGUACCCGAGAAGUCCACAGCAGAGCUCGUGGAAAAUGAACGACAUGAACAGCACGAUCAUGGGCUCCACCGAGAACACGGUGGAUUAUUACAGUCCCCAUUUGUUUGAUGAGGACAUCCUGGACAUGGAUUUGGACCACGAGAACAACGAGCGAGUUCUGAUCAACAUCGCCGGACUGAGGUUCGAGACCCAGCUGGGCACUUUGAACCAGUUUCCCGACACCUUACUGGGAGAUCCAGACAAGAGGAUAAAGUAUUUCGACCCUCUCAGGAACGAGUAUUUCUUUGAUCGCAACAGACCGAGUUUUGACGGGAUUCUCUAUUUCUAUCAGUCUGGCGGCAAAAUCCGCCGACCUGUUAACGUGUCUAUUGACGUGUUCGCCGACGAAAUCCGCUUUUACCAGCUGGGAGAGGAGGCGAUGGACCGUUUCCGUGAGGAUGAGGGUUUUAUCAAGGAGGAGGAGAAGCCGUUGCCUCAGAAUGAGUUUCAGAAACAGGUAUGGCUCAUUUUUGAGUACCCCGAAAGUUCUAGUCCCGCGCGAGGCAUCGCUAUCGUCUCCGUCAUUGUCAUCACCAUCUCCAUCAUCACUUUCUGUUUGGAAACUUUACCCGAGUUUCGCGACGAGCGGGAACUUCCGGUGACCAGCCGCGCGGUUAACGGCACUCAGGAGCGCCCGUCGCUCACCUUCACUGACCCCUUCUUUAUUAUCGAAACCACCUGCGUGAUUUGGUUCACCUUCGAGCUCUUCGUGCGCUUCUUCGCCUGUCCCAGUAAGUCCGAGUUCUCCAAAACCAUCAUGAACAUCAUCGACAUCAUGUCCAUUAUGCCUUACUUCAUCACUGUGGGCACUGAGCUGGCGGAGCAGCAGGGCCAGGAGCACAAUAAUGGCCAGCAGGCCAUGUCACUAGCCAUACUGCGGGUCAUCCGUUUAGUCCGGGUGUUUCGUAUUUUUAAGCUCUCCAGACACUCCAAAGGGCUUCAGAUCUUGGGUCAGACUCUGAAAGCCAGCAUGCGGGAGCUGGGCCUCUUGAUCUUCUUUCUGUUCAUCGGUGUUAUUCUGUUCUCCAGCGCCGUCUUCUUCGCUGAGGCGGACGAACCCGAGUCGCACUUCUCAAGCAUCCCUGAUGCCUUCUGGUGGGCUGUGGUUACCAUGACAACCGUCGGGUAUGGAGACAUGAGGCCGGUGACUGUGGGGGGGAAAAUAGUAGGCUCUCUCUGUGCCAUCGCCGGGGUUUUGACCAUCGCGCUACCGGUGCCGGUCAUUGUGUCUAACUUCAAUUAUUUCUACCACAGAGAAACUGAUCAAGAUCAGGCGUCUCUCAGAGACGAACCCAACAACGGCGGCACCUCAAACCAGUGUGAUGAUCUUCAUGGCUUGCGGAAAUCAUCUAAAGACGUCGAACACAACGAGGACUCAAACAUGCCUGUCGAGAAGAGCAACACGAAAGCUAACAGCAGAAUGGAUAUUAAACGCUCCCUCUAUACGUUUUGUUUGGACACCAGAGAAACGGACCUCUAG